AUGGAUGGGCUGGAGGUUGACGAGCACUGGGAGUACGAGGCGGUCAACCUGUGCCUCCGGAAGGCCGGCCUCGGUAUGAGUAUUAAAGGGGGUUUGGAUUCGCCCGACCAGUACGACGACCCCCACAUAUACGUGUCCAAAGUGUUUACGGACGGUAUGGCCUACGCGGACGGGCGACUACAGUUGGGUGACGUUAUACUCAGCGUAAACGGCUUUCCCCUCAUCGACGUCAUGCACUUCGAGGCCGUGGAUGCCAUCAUAAGCGCCGGUACGGAGAUUACGCUGUAUGUGAAACGCAAACGCUGUACGAUCUAUGAGCGCAUACCUACCCCUCCCGUGCCCGACGACACCUAUGACGAGCCCCGGGAGUACGAGGAGGUGGAGGGCAUUGAGGAUCAAGUGGAUAACGAUCAGAGCCUGGAUGGUGAUGAUAAUGAGGGACACAUCCCGGGGCUGAUCAGUGUUGAGCUCAAUAAGGGUGAUAAGGGGUUCGGGAUCUGCAUUAGCGGUGGUUAUGAUAACCAACACAUUAAGGGAGAGAACGGUAUUUACGUGACUAAAGUGGUGGACAACGGUGUGGCCCACAGGAACGGGAGGAUAGUGGUGGGCGACCAGUUGAUGGCUAUUAAUGACAUCGACUUAGAGAAUGUCAGCUAUGAUGAGGCCGUGGCUGCCAUGAGGUCCAGUCCCAUGGUGUCGGUGCUCAUAGUUCGUAGGAAAUGA
Molecule: messenger RNA, 723 nt
Organism: Oppiella nova
Lineage: Eukaryota; Metazoa; Arthropoda; Arachnida; Sarcoptiformes; Oppiidae
Source: the annotation of a GenBank genome assembly